AUGCAGAGCAUGCCAGCUGUUGGGAAGAGCAUCAUCAAUCAAAUCCUGGUAUUGGGCUUUCUUGAGUUGACGGGAGAUGUCAAGCCUGUCCACUUGUGGGACUGCUGCCAUUCAUUUUUCACAGAUGUCAUUGAGUCUUUCUCACCUGUCAAUGAUCCUUUGCCCCUGGCCACAACGCAGGUGUUGUCACACUUGCAGUUAAUGUCACACGUCUUCAUUGGAGUGUUGAUAGGCCUGCUCUACCUUAAUAUUGGCAAUGAUGCCAGUAAAGUGUUCAACAACACAGGAUUCCUAUUCUUCUCCAUGCUAUCCCUCAUGUUUGGAGCCCUUAUACUUACAGUGCUCACUUUUCCUCUGGAGAUGGCUGUAUUUUUAAGGGAACAUCUAAACUACUGGUACAGUCUGAAAGCCUACUAUCUUGCCAAGACAAUGGCUGACAUUCCAUUUCAGAUCAUCUGUCCUAUCAUGUACUGUAGUAUUGUGUACUGGAUGACUGAGCAGCCCCCUGAAGCAGGUCGCUACUUACUUUUUAUGGCCUUGUCCAUCUGCACUGCCUUAGUAGCUCAGUCCCUGGGCCUCCUUGUUGGUGCCACUUCCACCUCCCUUCAGGUACUUCCUGAAAGUAGUCUAAUAUUUAAACCAUUACAAUGUUUUUACAAUAUAUAUAGCCAGGCCCAUAAGUAUUUGGACAGUGACACAAUUUUCAUAAUGCUGCCUCUGUACACCACCACAAUGGAUUUGACAAAUAUAUUUAACAAAAAUAUUGCAUUAACCGUUUAGGAAUUACAGCCAUUUAUUACAGAGACCACCCAUUUCCUCCGUUAGUUUGUCCAAUUACUUUGGAGCCUGUGAAAAUGGAGGGACUCUGCAAAAAAUUGGCUUUCAUUUUUAACAUUUAAUGCAAUAUUUUUAAUAAACCCCUUGAAUUAAAGCUGAAAGUCUACAUUUCAAUCAAAUCUUGAUUGCUUCAUUUUAAAUCCAUUGUGCUAAUAUACUGUACAGAGGCAAAAUUACAAAAAUUGUCAGUGUUCAAAUACUUAUGGACAUGACUGUAUUCUGGGUUGCAUUUUGUGCUUUUGUGGGUUGUUGCAGGUACCUGGUUGUAUUAUAUUCAAGAGUUAUUCACCCUUGUUUUAGAAUCUAAGGUAUCAUGCUGUAUCCAGCAUUUGUGUUUUUAUGAAUCUCACUCACAGGUGGCCACAUUUGUUGGCCCUGUGACAGCUGUUCCAGUCCUUCUUUUCUCUGGGUUCUUUGUCAAUUUUGACAGCAUUCCAAAGAACUCCAUCUUCAGUGGAGUUCUUAUGUUUCUUAU
Ictalurus punctatus (channel catfish) is the source of this 1312-nucleotide messenger RNA. RefSeq names its product ATP-binding cassette, sub-family G (WHITE), member 4b (gene abcg4b). The transcript is spliced from 5 exons. Bases 1 to 780 code for a protein of 259 amino acids. Lineage: Eukaryota; Metazoa; Chordata; Actinopteri; Siluriformes; Ictaluridae. Gene Ontology annotation, cellular component: plasma membrane. Gene Ontology annotation, molecular function: ABC-type transporter activity. The record is from RefSeq and is a predicted model, not a curated record.